Messenger RNA from Blastocystis hominis, 1592 nucleotides. RefSeq lists its product as hypothetical. Lineage: Eukaryota; Bigyra; Opalinata; Blastocystidae. The transcript is spliced from 9 exons. Bases 132 to 1592 code for a protein of 486 amino acids. The record is from RefSeq and is a predicted model, not a curated record.
UGAUUUCUGGAAUAAUGGAAUUUGCGCUGCUUGCUGUUUGUUCUGUACUCUUGAUGGUUAUGGGAGCUUGCGAAAUUGCAGUACGUGCUCCAUAAUCGCUAUUUUUGUAGUCGCUUCGACAGUGGGGUGGAAUGAAAUCUGAAAAAGAUGUUUUUCUAGUAAGUCCCGCCUCGCGAAGUAGCUUUCGUAAGAUUUAUGUGGAUGAGAGUGGAUAUGGCUACAACGGACUUCUAGAGAAAAUUCGAAGAGAAGACUUUUCGCGCUUUAAGGAUUCCACAUACAUGGACUAUACUGGUGCUGGCCAACACCGAGAUUCCCAAAUCAAAAAAACGUUUGACCUUAUUAAGAAUAUUCCGUUUGGAAAUACACACAGCAAUAGCCCUGCAAGUAAGAACUCUGAAAUCGAAGUGGAUAAAGCUCGUCAGGCCAUUCUUGAAUGGUUUCACACGACCAGCGACGACUACGAAGUAGUAUUCACCUCCGGAGCAACAGCUGGCCUGCAUCUCAUCGGAGAAACGUUCUCCUGGUCCAAGAAGUCCCACUUCUACUAUCUGCGCGAGAAUCACAACUCGGUCUUAGGCAUUCGCGAGAUCGCUCUGCACAACGGAGCCACUUUUCAUGUUGUGAGCAGCACUGACAUCGAGCAGGAAUGUCAAGCCUCCGAGUCCUCGCCAACGGACUCGGAUCCCGUGAACAAUCUCUUCGCGUUUCCUCUGGAAGAGAAUUUUUCUGGGAAAAUUUUCCCUUUGCAUUGGAUCACGCAGAUCCAAGGAAAGAACCGAUUCCACUGCCAGGGGAACUGGUACGUCCUCCUCGAUGCCGCUGCAUACGUUCCGACGCACGAUCUCAACUUGACAGAAUUCCCCGCUGAUUUCGUCGUGAUGUCCUUCUAUAAAAUGUUUGGCUUCCCCACGGGACUCGGAGCGCUUCUGGUUCGAAAACAGAGCGCUCAUGUGCUGAACAAGGUGUACUAUGGAGGAGGGAGCGUGUUGCAGACGGUCACAAAAUCGGGGGAUCAUCGUGUGCCAAGCUCGAUUUCCCGCCGGUUCGAAGACGGAACUCCAAAUUUCAUGGGGAUUUUGAGUAUUAUUCCCGGGUUCGAGGCGAUCAAAGAAGUCGGAGGAAUUAAUGCGGUGAACACGCACACAAUGAUUGUGACACGCUAUCUCGCGUCCAAACUGCGCGCACUGCGUCAUUCCAACGGAUCGCCUCUCCUUCGCAUCUACGGCAACCACGACACUCCCGCGGGACUGCAGGGCCCCAUCGUGACGGUGAACGUGCUGGACCCGAGCGGCUCGCUGGUUUCGUUCGCCGAGGUGGAAAAAGCGGCCGCGCAGCACCGAAUCCACCUGCGCGCUGGAUGGCACUGCAACCCCGGAGCGGCGUACGCGUCGCUGGGACUGUCGGAGGAGAUGGUGAUCAAGCAGAUUCGGGAGCAUCAGUGCUUCUCGAACGAGUGCGUGCAUCAGUCGGCGCUGACGGUGGUGAACGGAGUGAUGGCGGGCGGAGUGAGGAUCUCGCUGGGGUAUCUGACGACGUACGAGGACUGCGAUCGCGUGGUGGAGUUCUUCAAGGAGGAGUAUUUGAAGUGA